Closterium sp. Yama58-4 is the source of this 5092-nucleotide messenger RNA. NCBI's taxonomy places the organism in Eukaryota, Viridiplantae, Streptophyta, Zygnematophyceae, Desmidiales, Closteriaceae. The record is from the annotation of a GenBank genome assembly.
AUGCUGAAAGCACUUACUCUGUUUAACGUGAGCAACAACUACUUGUCUGAUAACAAUUUCCCCACCAAGAUAUGCCGUAUGGAUGAGUCGACGCAGGUGGACAUCUCAGCCAACUGCCUCGGCGAACCCUGUUACUUCUCCGCUGAACAGCGGUUACCAGAGCAGUGCUCCCUCUUCUGUGGCCUCUCGCCGCCCUGCAGUGACGCCUGUGGUGGCCAUGGGUACUGCUACUGGGAUGGGGAUCCUGGCUCUGCAGCAGCAGCAAUGCAGGCCAAGUGCGUGUGCGACGAAGGGUUUUCUUACGUGGAGGAUCGUGGGGCGUGUGUUGCCAGCGGCGACGGCAUUACUCUGUGGCAUGCCUCCCAGCUGCCUUUCCUCGCAGAUCUGAGGUGCUGGUACAGGUCUGACCACGUCCCAGCCUUCAAAGGCUGGCAGGCAGGGGAUAACUGCACGGCUGCAGAGUCGCUCACGUGUGACGAAGAUGGCAUGGUUACGGAAUGGAGAAUCCUUGCUGAUGACAAUUUUGAGUACGGUGAAGUACCCGAGUCCAUUGGCCUCCUGUCAAGGCUAUCUGUCAUAGACAUAGCCAACGACAACGAUGACUAUCGCAUGUCUGGUACUUUUCCACAAUCCAUUAGUCAGCUGACCAACCUUGUCAUGCUAACGGUAUCAAAGGCUGACUUUCAGGAAAGCAUUCCGUCAGGGAUCUUCACUCUUCCACACCUCACCCACAUUGUCCUUUUUGAUGCAUUUACUGCAGGGUCAGUGCCUGCAGAGGUUUCCAAGAUGACAUACCUGCAGCACCUGGAUCUCAAUCGCAAUCGUCUCCUUGGCACUUUUCCUGGGCUCACAGGCUUGGUUCAGCUCACCUACCUGGAUCUUAGUCGCAAUCGCUUUUUCAGCACGUUUCCUGCGGUCACACGCUUAGUUCUGCUCGAAUACCUAGACAUCUCAUACAACUACUUAACAGGUUCCAUGCCAAUUGUAGCUGAAUUGAGCAACGUGACAUACCUCUCUCUACGCAACAACUACUUUUGGUCGGGGGCGAUUGCAGAGAGCAUCUGCAUGAGCGCCUUAGUGGAUGUGCGGAGCAACUGCUUUGCCCAGAAUGCAGUGCCGUGCCAGUUGGGGGACGAGCAGGUUGCAGACUGUGUCAGCUUCUGUGGAAUGAAUGCGCCCUCUGUUCCCCCCUGUAACGGCUAUGGCCAUUGCGUUGGCAACGGGUUGUGGAAUUCUGCCUGGGGGGAGGAGGAAUUGCAGUGCCAGUGCUUCGACAAAUACGUGUACGGGCAGGACGAGAUGACCUGUGUUUCUGUUCUGGAGAGCUCUCAGGCACAAGUCUUGAAAAGCCUGCUGGCGCUGUGGAGUUCAGACCCGUCUGGACCGUGGCGUUCAGAAUCCCUGGCCUCACUCCUCCGCUUUGUCUCUCGAGAUUCUGAAGAGUUCAUAAUCAGUCUUUCCUUAGCAAACCAAGGCUUGUCUGGGAGCAUACCAUCCGUUUUGUCUCAACUUACGCGCCUUACAUGCCUAAACCUGUCCAGCAAUGCGUUCUCAGGAGAUGUUCCGGAUUUCCUUGGCAGCUUCCUCAACAUUGAGACCAUGGACCUGUCGUUCAAUCAGCUCUCUGGGUCGAUCCCAUCCUCCUUGAGCGCCCUGGAGCACCUUCGCACGCUGAACCUGAGCAGCAACUACCUGUAUGAAGGCGAGCUGCCUACCGCCAUGUGCACCGCCACCUCAUCCGCCUCACCGCUCGCCCUCUCCCUGCAAGACAACUGCUUCCCCUCCGACGCCGUCCCCUGUGCCCUCCCCCACGACCAGCGCCCCGCCCUCCAAUGCUCCGCCUUCUGCGGCCUCUCCCCUCCCUCCACCCCGCCCUGUGAUGGCCUUGGCUAUUGCGUUUGGAAGGUCGAAGAAGGGGGGAAGGCUGCAGGCACUGCCACGUGUGUGUGCGGGGAGGGGUACAGCAUUGGAGCUGAUCCCGGCACGUGCGAUCCCCCACUCUCAGAAACGGACUGGAGUGUUCUGAAGUCUCUCACCGCUGCGUGGGGAGGCUUUGAUGGCGAGGGCACGUGGGGGGAGAGUGGCGUGUCGUGCGAGCGCAUGAAUUUCAUCACAUGCGAUUCCACCAACCACAUUGAGACGCUCAACGUGUCAGGGAAGGGGAUCCAGGGGCUCAUUCCAGAAGCCAUCAGUGGUCUCGAGACCUUGCGUGUGCUGGAUUUGUCGGGGAACUACUUGACUGGUUCACUGCCGCGCUCUCUGAUCAGUCUGUGGGACCUUGAGAUUCUAUCUGUGAACAACAAUUACCUCUACUCUGGAAAUCUUUCCAAGUCAAUGUGCAACUUCGUUACCCUCUCCCUGCAAGACAACUGCUUCCCCUCAGGCGCCGUCCCCUGUGCCCUCCCCCACGCCCAGCGCCCCGCCCUCCAAUGCUCCGCCUUCUGCGGCCUCUCCCCUCCCUCCACCCCGCCCUGUGCUGGCCUUGGCUACUGCUUCUGGGAGGGCGGGGAGGCCACAGGCACUGCCACGUGUGCAUGCGAGGAGGGGUAUGGCGUAGGAGCUGAUCCCGGCACGUGCAUCACACUGUUGCCAACGCCAUCAUGGCUGGUGCUGGACGCUCUAAAAACGGCUUGGAGAGGCUUUGAUGGUGGAGGCACGUGGAAGCAGAGCACCCCGUGCGAGCGGCUGAAUCAUGUCACGUGCAACGCCAACAACUACAUAGUGGAUCUGAAUGUUUACGGCCAAGGCAUAGAAGGGACCAUCCCGAGUACCAUUCAAGGCCUGGUGAAUCUCACGGCUCUCAAUCUGUCACACAACGCCAUAGCGGGGCCGAUUCCUUACUCCAUCAGCAGUCUGCCGCGCCUUCAAGUCCUGGAUUUGUCAUACAACCAGCUGUCUGGGGAAUUACCAAGGGGACUCAGCAAGUUGGAAGGGCUACUCACACUCUCUCUGAGAAGCAACUACCUGUAUGGAGGCACACUUCCCACCACCAUGUGCGCCUCCUCCUCCUCCUCCUCCUCCUCCUCCUCCUCCUCCUCCUCCUCCUCCUCCUCCUCCUCCUCCUCCUCCUCCUCCUCCUCCUCCUCCUCCUCCUCCUCCUCCUCCUCCUCAUCCUCCUCCUCCUCCUCCUCCUCCUCAUCCUCCUCACCGCUCGCCCUCGCCCUGCAAGACAACUGCUUUCCCUCCACCGCCGUCCCCUGCGCCCUCCCCCACGCCCAGCGCCCCGCUCUCCAAUGCUCCGCCUUCUGCGGCCUCUCCCCUCCCUCCACCCCGCCCUGUGCUGGCCUUGGCUACUGCUUCUGGGAGGGCGGGGAGGCCACAGGCACUGCCACCUGUGCAUGCGGGGAAGAGUCAACAACAGGAGCCACUUACGACACCUGCAACGCCAUGCUUCCAAAUUCAGAGUGGGAAGCACUGAAAGCACUGACGGCCGCGUGGCAAAAGUAUGAUGGGAGACGCACGUGGAGGCGAGCCAAUAAAUGCGCCGACAUGGCACACAUCACUUGCGGCAGUGACAACCAUGUCAUCAGCCUGGAAGUGGACUCUGUUCAAGUUUCAGGCAGCAUACCAGCACUUAUUGGGAAUCUCGUCAAUCUUACCUCAUUGGAUCUCUCCAGCAAUAGUCUGAAAGGCAGUCUUCCAUCGACCAUCACAAAGCUUACUAAUCUUGUCAAGCUGUGCCUGCCAUACAACUUGUUCACAGGUGAUCUGCCAAAUGCCAUAUCAGCGCUGCAACGACUCAAGACAUUGGAUCUGGGAGCCAACGCAUUUACAGGGCAGAUCCCAACAGGAGUGUGUGCCCUCACGAAUCUGACCUUCUUUAUUCUCGCUGACAACAGCUUCACCGGGUCCCUUCCUGACUGCAUCACGAAUCUGACAAGACUUACUAUGCUAGCUCUGCAGCGCAACCAACUGUCCGGACAGCUGCCCCCCUCCAUCCAUUCACUCAAAAAGCUUAAGGUUUUGGAUCUAAGCUACAACAGGUUCUCAGGAAGCAUACCUUCUAAUCUCACCUCGCUGACAUCUCUUAAUAGAAUCCACGUGGACAACAAUCUACUCACGGGAGCCUUGGUACCGCUGCCAGCCAAUGUCACUUUCACUGCAACCGCAAACUACCUCUCCGUGUCUCGCUCUGAGCCCAAGUCCUGCAAACAAAGCCUUUACAGGGACAACUGCUUCACGUUCAAGAAGCGUUUCAAGAAGCUGCCUUCUGCAUGCUUCAAGGUCCGCCAGCGGCCCAUGCGUGAAUGCGCGCCGUUCUGCGGCCUUUCCAGCAAAAGCCAUCCCUGUGGGGGGCUUGGCACGUGCGUUGUGAGAGGCGCUUCUGAAAGGCCGGAGUGUGUGUGUAAAGAAGGAUACAUCCAAGGGGAGUCGCCAGCCACGUGCAUUCCUGAAGCAAAGGGUUACCCUCAAGACACCACCCUCAUCGAAAGCCUGCUCACCCUCACCAACCGCACUGCACCGUCCCGUGGAUCUUUUUUUUCUGAGAAUCCCGUCAAGCUCUUCUCGUAUGAAACCAUCGGAGGUCGCUGCGGGCGGCAGUUCUACUUCAAGGCUGCCUUCUCCUUCAUCAUGUUUCCGGGAGCCGGAAGCACCGGCGGCAACGGCCUCGCGUUUGUCGUCUCCGCGACGAGCAAGACCGCGAGUGAGGUUGACAGCAGCGCGGGAUUCAAAGGCAUGGACCGGCGCAGCAUGGCAGUGGAGUUUGACACGUGGCUGGACGAGGAGAGCGGAGACACAAGCGCAAGCCACGUGGGCGUGAACCUGAGCGGCAGCCUGAUCUCCAGCGAGACUGCCAACACCUCCGAUGCGCUGAACAACCGAAAGUUGUUCUCCGCGUGGGUGGAGUACACACCAGAGGAGAAAGAGAGCCUGAAAGUGUUUCUUUCAUCGGCGUUCGGUGCUCGCCCGGACAAGCCGCUGCUGUCGAUGGAGCUCUCUCUCUGCGAGUUGUUGAAGCCCUCGCGCGCGUCCUCCUCGUUCUACUUUGGCUUUGUGGCUGCGUCACUUGAGCAGGCGCAAGAGCACGCUGUCGGCAUGGCAUCCGUUGAAACAGGAUACUUCAAGCCUCCCCCGCUCCCAGGUGUCAGAA